Manihot esculenta (cassava) is the source of this 1517-nucleotide messenger RNA. RefSeq lists its product as uncharacterized. The transcript has 4 exons. The record is from RefSeq and is a predicted model, not a curated record. NCBI's taxonomy places the organism in Eukaryota, Viridiplantae, Streptophyta, Magnoliopsida, Malpighiales, Euphorbiaceae. The coding region runs from base 331 to 1311 and encodes 326 amino acids.
AUUCCUUUCCUCCCCCCUCCCACACAUGCUCCCCCGCACGUGCAUCCCCCUCUUCUCUGGUGCAACAAAUUAAAGUUAGAGAGAGAAAUACUCACUUAUUCAAGGAUUAUUUUUAAUCUUUUUUCUCUUGGUCUUAGUGUUAUUAUGGUAGUGUUUGGUUUUGCGCACAUACCUUUCCCCUCUCUCUCUUUCUCUCCCUCUUUCUCUCUAUCUCUUUCCUUUCUGUCCUGAAGAAAUCUGACCUUCAAAUAUCACUUCCGGCCUCUUCUUCUCUUCCCUUCUCUGCACAAACCUUUUUUUUCAGAAGGAGAAAUCUUUUUUCCUGCACCCAUGAGGAUUAGGAAACGACAGGUCUCCUUUACUCAAUCUUCUCUUUCUCCUGCACUACCUCUUUCAGAUCCCCACUUCAGCCGCUCUCCGGUGGUGCAACUUCAACUCAACACCAACCCACUUCAGAUUCUCCCUCAACAAGAUCAUACACCUAGCUUUCUUGAUCUUCAGUCGUUUGAUCAACCGAUCGGAGGUGGAACCAACACCCAUGUUUGCUCUGAUGGUUCUGAAGCUCAGGAGUUCAAGAAGGAGGUCAAAGAUUUUCAGUUUUUGUUGCAGAAAGAUGAGAGAGGAGGAGAAGGAGAAAGGAGUAAUGAUUCCAGAUGGGGAAGUUUUCUGAGUGCAGAAACAGAAGUUAUGGUUCAUCAACUACCAAAUUCAUCCCAUCAAGUCGGGAGAUGGUGCGAGGGAGAGAAAGCAUUUCCGUUGAAGAAGAGAAGAGGGAACUUUGAAAGAUCGAAAGAAGAAACAACAGUAGCCAAAGUUAAGAAAAUGAAGACGAAAAUGAACAAGAAAUGCCUACAACAAACUGGUAAUCAAGAAGUAGAAGAAGAAGGCAAGGAAACCAAAGAGGGUAAUGCUGAUACUACUCCUAAUAAUAUCGGCAAAAAGAAGGUAAGAGGUGGUGCACUCAUGGAGGGAUCACGGUGCAGCCGUGUCAAUGGAAGAGGAUGGAGAUGUUGCCAACAGACUCUUGUGGGAUACUCUCUAUGUGAACAUCAUCUCGGAAAAGGAAGGCUCCGAAGCAUGACCAGCGUUCGAAGCCGAUCAAAAAAAGCUAUAUCAUUAGGAAGCAGCUCAUUAUCAUCAGAAGAUAAAGAAAGCAAAAAUCUUUUUCCAGAAGGUGAUGAUGAUGAAAAGAAGCCACCAUUGAUGGUGUCUAAGAAGAAGAUGAAGCUAGGCAUAGUGAAAGCUCGAUCAAUAAGCAGCUUGUUAGGCCAAGCAAACAAUGCAAUUGCUGUAGCAGAGAAUAACAAGUAGGAUUUGAACGCAGAAUCAGGAUGAUUUCAUGUUGUUUGUUUGAAAGUAAAGUGAAGAUUUGAGUCUCAUGUUGCACCUAGUGCAACAAUUUUUAAGUUCCGUUUGGUGCUUGAGAUUCUUUAUGAAGAACAUAAGGAUGGGUUUUAAGUAUAUAUUUUCUUUCCACUGUUUUCUUUUCCUGGAAAAUUUUUCUUCUCAUUGUUUUA